AUGAGCGCAACUACAGUAUCAGAGCAAAGCGCAGUGGCGAUUGAAGCCGACCCUGAGAAGAUAACUUUCGUGGCAGAUGGAGACGCGAAAGCAGCAGCAUCAAAGACCGAACAGCCCUUGUCCAAAAACGCGAAUCAGGGACAAUCUCUUACUGAACAGACAAACACCACGGAUGUCCUUUCCUCCUUUCCCCUCUCAGUCGCCGAUGGUCUCAUCACCAAACCGUUUCGUGAACACCUCCAAAGCUGUAAACCUCAGCCUCGCCCCGAGCUUACAUCGGACCAAGCAAAGAAAUACUCAGAACUCCUUGACUUGAUCUCAAACCUAUCCGACUUGCCGGUCAGCUCAAAACUUAAUACACCUGUCACACCUCUAGCUGAUAAUGAACGCAUGUGGCUUACCCAGGAGUGCUUACUCAGGUAUUUGCGAGCCACAAAAUGGAAUGUCGCCGCUGCAAGUGAGCGCGUCAAAUCCACUCUAAUCUGGCGACGUGAGAAUAUUGGCGAGGGCAAACUCACUCCGGAUUAUAUCUCUCCAGAAAAUGAAAUGGGGAAGCAUCUCGUGCUUGGGUGGGAUAUCCACGGACGUCCCUGUUUCUAUCUUAUUCCGAGGAAUGAAUGUACCGAGAAAGGCCGACGGCAGGUCGAGCAUUUGAUUUUCAUGCUUGAGCGCGCCAUUGAUCUCUUGCCAGCUGGACAGGAGACUAUUGCUCUAGUCGCCGAUUUUGGGGGCGUCAGUCGCAAACAAGCGGCGAGUGUGGGACAGACCAGGGAGAUCUUGGAUUUCCUACAAAAUCAUUAUCCAGAAACAUUAGGCAGAGCGCUUGCGAUUAACAUGCCUUUGAUGGUCACGAUCUUUUUCAAACUCCUUUCACCAUUCAUUGAUCCGGCCACGAAGGAAAAACUGCGAUGGAAUGAGGACCUUCGACAGUAUAUUCCGCCGGAGCAAUUGGCACAGUUUGCAGGCGGAGAUGUUAGAUGGGAGUACGACCAUAAUGUUUAUUGGGCAGCGUUGAAUCAGUUGACCGAACACAGACGGAAAGCAUACAAGGAACGCUGGGUUCGAUCUGGGAGAAAGAUCGGCGAAAAUGAAAACUACUUGAGAGGCGGUCCGGAACCGCCGGUUGGUGAGUCUACUGACAGGGUAUCGUGA
Messenger RNA from Talaromyces stipitatus ATCC 10500, 1152 nucleotides. RefSeq names its product phosphatidylinositol transfer protein PDR17, putative. Lineage: Eukaryota; Fungi; Ascomycota; Eurotiomycetes; Eurotiales; Trichocomaceae. The record is from RefSeq and is a predicted model, not a curated record. The transcript has 2 exons. The coding region runs from base 1 to 1152 and encodes 383 amino acids. Gene Ontology annotation, molecular function: phosphatidylinositol transfer activity.